Messenger RNA from Salarias fasciatus (jewelled blenny), 1382 nucleotides. RefSeq lists its product as uncharacterized. Bases 66 to 1307 code for a protein of 413 amino acids. The transcript is spliced from 10 exons. Gene Ontology annotation, biological process: interleukin-15-mediated signaling pathway; T cell activation; positive regulation of ERK1 and ERK2 cascade. NCBI's taxonomy places the organism in Eukaryota, Metazoa, Chordata, Actinopteri, Blenniiformes, Blenniidae. The record is from RefSeq and is a predicted model, not a curated record. Gene Ontology annotation, molecular function: MHC class II protein binding; protein tyrosine kinase binding. Gene Ontology annotation, cellular component: membrane raft; external side of plasma membrane.
GGACAGCGAGAGAAGAGGAGAAGAAGUAAAAGCAGCAGCUCAGCCCAGAACUCAGAAAGGAGAAAAUGUCUUUAUAUUUUCUGUUGAUGCUUCACGUUACCGUGGCUGCAGUUGUUCAGAGAGCAGGAGAGGACGUCACUCUGACUUGUGAACAUGAGCUGGAGGGUCAGCGGGACUGUAAUGGGACAAUAUGGAACUACGGUCAUGGAAGAGCUGCCUCAUUUGACCUGGUUGAAAUUGGGAAGAUCGAAAACAACGGUGAAAUAGAAUCAGAAAGACUGAGAGUUACAGCAAAUUGUUCUCUGAUAAUCAAGAAAGUGACCGUUCAGGAUGUUGGUCAUUAUUACUGUGAACAAUACAAAUCAGACGAUUCAAAGAAUCACAUUCUGGUUCACUGGUCUGUCGUGCAUCUGUCUGUAGCAACCAUUGUGACUGAACAGGAAGUCGAUGACGAGGAGACACUGAAAUGCUUCGUGAUGUCUUCAGAGGAAAACUGUGAACAGGAAGUGAAGUGGAUGAUUAAAGAUCAAGAUAUUGAUGAAGAAAACAGUCAGAUCAAGACAGAAAAGAAUGAAUGUUCUGCCACUGUGACUCUUAAAAAGUCACAUUAUCUUCACCCACAAACACACUUCCUGAGCUGUGAAGUGACUGACUGGACAGGAGAAAAGCUUCGUUUCAGUCCUCGACCCUCAGAAGACAGGAAAUCAACAGUAAAACCAGAAACCUUGUCAAAGUCGACCACAACUGGAACCAGUGGAGCUUCAGCAGAUCCACAAGGAGACACAAAAUCAACAGUAAAACCAGAAAACUUCUCAAAGUCGACCAGAACUGGAACCAGUGGAGCUUCAGCAGAUCCACAAGGAGACACAGAAUCAACAGUAAAACCAGAAACUUUCUCAAAGUCGACCACAACUGGAACCAGUGGAGCUUCAGCAGAUCCACAAGGAGACACAAAAUCAACAGUAAAACCAGAAACCUUGUCAAAGUCGACCACAACUGGAACCAGUGGAGCUUCAGCAGAUCCACAAGGUCUGAGCAGAAAUCUGGCCGUCUCUCUGGGAUUAGCAGCACUUGUCCUCUGUGUUGUGACGGUUAACAUGUGGGCCAGAAUUAAAGAACAACAAAUUCAAAAAGAUGGAACCACAGCGUAUAAAGCCGAGUUCUAUUUCAUCCCUCCUGACCACCAGAAGAAUGAAGCUGAAACAAGCGGUAACUGCCGUCGCAGCCUUUCUCAGGAUGAAGAAGACGAGGCUGCAGCGACGUACGAGAACCUGGGAGAGCCGUCUGCUUCUGUCCGACUCCACUGAGCAACACCGGUCCACUGCUGCUGAGAGCCCAGGAGGCCUUUCUGAACUCAUCUGGAUCAUCGUCAGCUUUCUGUC